Molecule: messenger RNA, 3128 nt
Organism: Ylistrum balloti
Lineage: Eukaryota; Metazoa; Mollusca; Bivalvia; Pectinida; Pectinidae
Exons: 9
Coding region: 1-2571 (856 amino acids)
Biological process (GO): iron ion transport
Cellular component (GO): plasma membrane
Molecular function (GO): copper ion binding; oxidoreductase activity
Source: RefSeq, a predicted model, not a curated record
AUGACCUUGACAUCUCUCGUUUGGGUCGUCGUCAUGGUGAUUCUCGGCUCCCUCCCCACCUCCCGCUCGGUCACGCCUUGGAAUCCAUCGUUGCCAUGGAAGCCGUCGAUGUCAAAUUACCACAACCAUCCUUGCUCACGAGAGUGUGUAGAGGGCGCCCCGUCACUGGUUUGCGAGUACGAUUUUAUUAUUGAGUACUACUACACCCUUACUCGCGCCUGCUACAACUGCCCGUACAACCAGACGGACUGUUUUCGCCCGCAUUGCGUGCCUGCAGAUGGAAGGUCACGUGGUAUAUUGACUGUUAACAGAAUGAUUCCAGGACCUGGAAUUCACGUUUGUGUCGGAGAUGUUAUCCGGGUGAAUGUAAAGAACAUGCUAGAAGGAUCAGAGGGGACCACCAUUCAUUGGCACGGGGUUCUCCAACACGGAACUCCUCACAUGGACGGCGUUUCCAUGUUGACGCAGUGCCCUAUCCAUGCUCACUCCACAUUUCAGUACGAUUUUUUGGCAGAACUUCCGGGCACUCAUUAUUGGCAUGCGCACGCCGGCCUGCAAAGAGCUGAUGGUCUAUUUGGGGCUCUUGUGAUUCGCCAACCACGAUCACGUGACGUGCAUGCUGCUGAGUAUGAUUUCGACCUCCCUGACCAUACGGUGAUCAUUAAUGAUUGGUUGUCGGAAAUGAGCGCCACUCGAUACACCGGACACCACCACGCUAUGACUGAACACGCUCCGGACUCCAUCCUCAUUAACGGUCACGGGUCCAAGUAUCUGUUUAGUGAGUCUCCGUCUCAUAACGACCAUUCCCAUGGACACAUGGACCACGCGACGGCCAACAAUGGACAUGAUGGCCACGAGAUGCACUCAAUGGGAACAGUACCUCAUAACCAACCAACUGUACACAGCGGAGGUUCCAUCAUAUCCGGUCAUAAUGGUAUGACGCAUAGUGACCAAUCACAUGAUCAAAAUUCUAACCAUUUGUCACAUGGUCCUAGUCCGACUAUGUUGGCCACUGAACCUCCUAUGUCUCAUGGUGACCACCAAGGAAUGGCAGGGAAUGAUGCACAUGGCGACAUGGGACAGCCAAUCGGAACACACCCUGCAACAACGCCAGAGGGGCAUUUGGAAAGUGCUCGUGAAAACAUGCAUACUGACGGUACAACUGAUGGCCAUCACCAUCAUCAACGGUCAAGAAGGAGCUCAGAAAAGCCAGGUUGUAGUAAGGACCGGGGAGUGCACACGCCCCAUGCUGUCUUCCUUGUUUCUCAAGGCUUCCGGCAUCGAUUCCGUUUGAUAAGCAACGGAGUCAACAAUUGUCCCAUUAAUUUUUCUGUUGAUAACCAUACUCUGAUUGUGAUUAGUUCUGACGGAUCUCCAUUUAAACCUGUUAAGGUAGAGUCUUUAAAUAUGUUUGCCGGUGAACGUUAUGAUGUUAUAAUUGACGCCACCAAUCCUGUUGAUAAUUAUUGGAUUCGAACCAAGGGCAUGGCAGAUUGUGGACCAGAAAUGAAAUCUGCUGCUCAGACCGCCAUCCUGCGUUAUGUAGAUGCGUCCGACACACUUCCACGUGGAUGUACGGACUAUGAAAGUGGCCAUCGAUAUGGUAUGAAGCUGAAUCCCUUCAACGAAGAGAUGAAUUCAGACGGGGUGAUCACUGUGGCAGAUCUGUUAUCGACAGAACCAAACGACAUUUCUCUCAAAUCCAUCCCAGAUAGGCAGUUUUAUCUUGGUAUGGACUUCAACUUGGUGGAAAACUACCGCUUCCAUGACCCAGAUUUCUACUCGUUGUCGUCUCAGAUGAGGGCAGGAGUUGGUCAUCACGCCCAUCAUCUCUUCACUCCUCAGAUUAACGGUAUCACCUACAUCAACCCCCCAUCGCCACCAUUGUCUCAGUAUCAUCGUGCCUCUCAAUUUUUCUGUGACGAAAACGAUUUCCAAGUAGAUUGCAAAUCGCAGUUGUGCGAGUGCACUCACCGAUUGAGGGUCAAGGUCGGCGAGGUCGUGGAGCUUGUCCUAAUUGAUGAGGGUAAACAUUUGGACAACAGUCACCCCAUGCAUCUUCACGGACAUAGCUUUAGGGUCGUAGCUACGGAAAAGCUGAACACGUCAACCAGUGUAGAUUAUGUGAAGAUGCGUGACCGUAUAGGGUUAAUCGGCAGGAAUCUGGACAGGCCGAUCACCAAGGAUACCGUUAAUGUCCCGGAUGGUGGCUACACUAUUGUCAGGUUCCAUGCUAAAAACCCUGGAUUUUGGUUGCUACACUGUCACAUAGCUUUCCACAUGGCUAUGGGUAUGAGUAUCGUGAUCCAGGUGGGCGAGGUGGAGCAGAUGCCCGCACCUCCCAAGAAUUUUCCACUCUGCGGGGAUUGGACACCACAUAUCCAACGGAUGGACGAGUACCCUGGAUGUCCCCAGCAGUCUACGGCCUAUCCUCUGGUCAUGGGCUCUGAUGUAGGCUCUGACGUAGGCACUGACGUGGGCACGACCUAUUACGACUCUACCGUCCAACCAGUACUUAUCUUUAUUUCUUUGAUUAUUUCCCUUUUUAACAGCGUCACACAAACUACCUGAUAAACGCUACACAUAGAGAACUUAUUUAUCAUUUCUGAAAUCCAUUGAACUCACAACAUUGGUGUUGGUUUGAUAUAGUAGCAGUUUUUAUUGGUUCAGCGUGGCAAAGACUUAAAUCAAGGUAAUUUGUACUGACAUUUCAGAGAUCUUGUAUUUCGUCGACAUCGCAGGUUUAUUGUUAUAAGAUAAAUACUUAUGUUUCCUACCUACUGUAUAGAAUAACUCCUGUAUUGUGUCAAGGGAAUCUUAACUUUAUAUGUAACACUGUACCACUUUACAGUUUAAUAUUACAACUUAUGUCCCAUUUUACCUCUAGUUGCUAUUGCAGUGCUUUGUGAUACUUCUACAGUCUUUUUCGUCACACGAAAUCCUCAGAACACUAUUCAAUCAUUUGAUACCAGAUGAAUUGCGUUCUAUAUGACCAACCCAUUCUGCUGAUUGAAAGUGUUGAUAUACUCCAGAAAUCCACUUCAGAUUUUUUAUUACUUACAUAAUUUAUUCUCGAUAUUUAAAAUCGAUUUAAAUUAUCCAAAUUAAAUUCCGUUAAUUGUAAAUAU